CCGGAUCCAACAGUUGUGUUCCCGUCUUCUAAGCCGUACGUCACCGCGCACGUGACCCAAACGAGUCGGCGAAGGGGAUGUCGGCGCAGGACCUGCCACCUGCGAAGAGGCCUGUCGAGGAGGAAGAUGAUGAGGAGGAGACACAGGUGAAAAAGAAGAAAAGGGCUGAGGAGGUGCCACAGCGCAUGGACUGCCCAUACCUCGGUACGAUCAACAGGCAUGUCUUGGACUUCGACUUCGAGAAGCUCUGCUCGAUGACCUUGUCGGGGGAGAACGUCUACUGCGACCUGGUGGACGGGAAGUUCUUCCAAGGUCGCGGGAAAGACACCCCCGCGUACCGCCAUGCCCUGGAGAAAGGCCACUACGUGUGGAUGAACUCGGCUGACGGCAAGGUCUUCUGCAUUCCCGAUGGUUAUGAAGUGGUGGACAAGUCCUUGGAGGAUAUCAAGUACAACUUGCAUCCCAACUUUGACGAAGAGGAGAUCGAGUUCAUGUCGACUCGGGUGCGAUACUCCAAAGCUCUGGAUGGGACAGACUAUAUCCCUGGCUGCAUUGGUCUCAACAACAUCCAGGACUCUGACUACCAGAAUGUCAUCAUCCAGAUGCUUUGCACAGUGAUCCCGCUGCGCAACUACCUCUUGGGCUACCAGCCCCCCUCGGAGCGGAAGCCGGAUCCAGUGCUGGCCACCAUUGCGCAGCUCUUCCGGAAGAUGUACAAUCCCAGGAACUUCAAAGGGGUGGUGUCACCUCACGAGUUCUAUCAGGCGGUGGGCCGUGUCACUCAAAAGAAGUUCUAUGCAAAGCAGAUGGACCCCGUGGCCUUCUUUAGCUGGCUCAUGGGCUAUCUCCACCGGAAGACCAAGGACAAGAAAGGCCACUCGCUGCUCCACGACGUCUUCCAGGGCGAAGUCCAGGUGAAGCUGUGCCCCGCCCACGAAGAGAGCCGGAUCACCGAGUCCAAAGAAAAAACCAUGUUCAUGACGCUGGAAUUGCCGGAUGAACCUCUCUUCAAGGACAAUUUGGACUUCAUUCCGCAGGUGCCACUGUUCAACCUUCUGGAGAAGUUCAAUGGUGAGAAGCCCUUCGAAAAGAUUGCCAAGGGUGGUGAGUCCCGUGAGAUCCGGAGGUAUAGCUUGCGGCGGCUGCCUCCAUAUGUGAUUUGCGUGGUGAAGCGCUUUAGAAACAACAACUUCUUCGUCGAGAAGAACCCUACCAUCGUCACCUUUCCAUUGAAAGGCCUGGACCUCCGUGAUUACAUCCAUCCAGAUUGCCAGCCGGCCAACCCCGAGACCAAGUACGAUUUGGUGGCAAAUGUUUGCCAUGAUGGAAAGCCGGAGAGAGGAACUUACAAAGUGCAGGUCUUUCAUCAGCCAACCUCGCAGUGGUUUGAGAUUCAUGACUUGCGAGUCACGCCGGUGCUGCCGCAGAUGGUGGCGCUCACGGAGAGUUACAUCCAGGUGUAUCAGCGGCAGGACGUGAAGCCUGAUGGCUCCUUCGGGAAGUUCGACGCGGAGAUCCCAGAGCUCUUGGCGGAGGCGGACCCUGGCGUGGCCGCCGAAAUCGAGAUGGCGCCCGAGGACUUGGCGGAAGCCGGUAUCAUUAUCGGUUGAGCGGAUGCACGGGAGUUUUCCAAGCUGCCUUUUUUUUGGGCCUCCGCUUUGGUUCAGAGAUUUGGC
Durusdinium trenchii is the source of this 1676-nucleotide messenger RNA. Lineage: Eukaryota; Dinophyceae; Suessiales; Symbiodiniaceae. The record is from the annotation of a GenBank genome assembly.